CAACCAACCAUACAUUUCUCAACAGGAUUUCGCGUUCAAGAAACCAUCAACACACGCAGCGCACCACACGCUAGUUACCGCACACACCUGUCCACAGCAAGGUUCAACGGGUCUACUCGAUUGCAACCAUGGCGCGCAGGCUGCGAUCAGUCACAGGCCUCGUCCCGCUUCUACUCCUCGCUAUCCUCGCCCGAGCCACCACCGCCUCUGCAAAUCAUCCCGACGUUGCGAGUCGUGACGUCGGAGUCGCGGCGAAUCAUAACGUCGCGGACGGCAUCGCGCUGAACGACACGCGCUCGCUGUUGGAGAUCGGAGUCACUCCCACGCAUCGCGCGUCGAGAAAGCUCGGCAUCCUUCCGUACAAUGGGCGGACCAACGUGAACAUCCGCCUGAGAGCACACGCCCUCUCCUCCUCACCCAUAACCCAAACGGUCAACAAGGCGUACUCGGGCAGCAACGGGCUGCCCGUGUGGGUAGUUUCCGGGCAGUGGUCGCGCGACAACAACAACGACGUGUACACCCUGCAGAAGUGGUACUACGAGGCCAAUAAGAAGUACCCGCCGGGGUCAACCAGCUCGGUGUACUCCAUAGUGCGGGCCAUGGCGGCUGAUCCCAGGAGGUACUAUGCGCUGGUGAGCUCGCUGACUCGGCCGCUCGGGGCGAUCCGAGGGCAGUUCCGGCGCACACUGCCGUUCCUGCUGUACCCAUGGAACCCGUGCUGAAGUGCUGCAGUGGCUGCAGUGGUCAAAAGGACGCUAGGAGCUGCCGAGGUGCACUGGCUAGGAUGGCGUGAGUCCCGAAGCAGACAGUGUGAAGUCGGUGCUAGUAGUGUUGCGUGCAUUGUGGUACCGUA
This is a messenger RNA of Closterium sp. NIES-67, 853 nucleotides long. The record is from the annotation of a GenBank genome assembly. NCBI's taxonomy places the organism in Eukaryota, Viridiplantae, Streptophyta, Zygnematophyceae, Desmidiales, Closteriaceae.